Molecule: messenger RNA, 2394 nt
Organism: Carassius carassius (crucian carp)
Lineage: Eukaryota; Metazoa; Chordata; Actinopteri; Cypriniformes; Cyprinidae
Product: 5-hydroxytryptamine receptor 2A-like
Exons: 3
Coding region: 304-1608 (434 amino acids)
Biological process (GO): chemical synaptic transmission; G protein-coupled receptor signaling pathway, coupled to cyclic nucleotide second messenger
Cellular component (GO): dendrite; plasma membrane
Molecular function (GO): neurotransmitter receptor activity; G protein-coupled serotonin receptor activity
Source: RefSeq, a predicted model, not a curated record
UGAAUUACAAUCCAUCUGCUAAAGAAGCUCUAAGUACCCGUGUACAACAACCAUCAACAGGGUCGGGGAACAGAGAAGGCUCUUGAAGGUGACUGUGAACAUGUUGUCGUUCUCAAACUGGAUCGUUUCGGGUUGUGCAAUCUUGGAGUGCAUUGCUUCAUAUGGACUAUGGGUUCCACAAAUUAACUGAUGCUGCACUUGAAAAAACUGUCUGCUAAUGGCCCUGAAUGGGACGACUGCUGAACUUAGGUCCUCGUGAUAUCAGCUGAGAAUUCAAAAGACAAAAGCAGCAUACAUUGGCUCAUGGAGCAGAAGGUGUCUCUUGGUAAUGCAGAUCUGAAUAACUCUAUGGAUUGCAAUGGUAGUGAAGACAGAAACAGGUCAGACCCUUUGACUGCUGAGAAUGUCCAAAAGAACUGGGUGGCACUUUUGAUUUCUCUGGUCAUAAUCAUCACGGUGACGGGUAACAUCCUGGUCAUCAUGGCGGUGAGCUUGGAGAGAAAGUUACAGAAUGCCACUAAUUACUUCUUGAGGUCUUUAGCAAUUACAGACAUGCUUCUGGGUAUCCUUGUAAUGCCAGUCGCCAUGGUGACAAUCCUCUAUGGUUACACCUGGCCCCUUCCCUGGGCUCUGUGUCCAAUCUGGAUCUACCUGGAUGUUCUCUUCUCCACCGCCUCCAUCAUGCACCUGUGCACCAUCUCUCUGGACCGAUACAUCGCCAUCCGCAACCCCAUCCACCACAGCCGCUCUAACUCUUUAACCAGAGCCCGUGUCAAAAUUAUAGCAGCCUGGACCAUCUCUGUGGUUAUCUCCAUGCCUGUCCCAGUACUCGGCCUGCACGAUCACACCAAAGUCUUCCGGAAUGAAAGUUGCCAACUGAUGGACAACAAUUUCGUUUUGAUUGGCUCUUUUGUGGCGUUCUUCAUCCCGCUCAUCAUCAUGGUCGUCACCUACAUUCUCACCAUCAGUGCUCUUCAAAGUGAAGCGACUUUGUGUCUGGACCAACUCAUCGUGCGGCCAAAAUGGUCAUCCACUAUAGGACUCCUCCCACGAGGCUCGCUGUCCUCUGAGCGUCUCUUCUCGCGUUCGUCUCUCUGUCGCGAUGGGGCUUCCAGAGGAUCUGGCCGUCGCUCCAUCCAGUCCAUCAGCAACGAGCAGAAGGCAUCUAAAGUGCUAGGUGUGGUCUUCCUUCUCUUUGUGAUCAUGUGGUGUCCAUUUUUCGUGACAAAUGUGAUGGCGGUGGUGUGCGGUUCAGCAUGUGACGAAGAUUUGUUGGGGGGACUGAUGAAUGUGUUUGUUUGGGUGGGUUAUCUGUCAUCAGCGGUCAACCCUUUCAUCUACACGCUCUUCAAUAAGACUUACCGUGCUGCUUUCGCCCGGUACAUGCGAUGCCACUACCGUGAAGAGAGGAGGCCUCUGCAGCUGAUACUGGUCAACACCAUCCCUCCUCUGGCGUACAGCUCCUCUGGGCUUUCCCUGAAGGUGGAGAACUCAUUAAAGAGAAGGGCAGAGGGCAGCCGGUCUGGGAGCUUCUCCAACACAGACAGGUCAAACCCUGGAAACACACAAAACAAGCAGGAAUGGGAAGAGGUUGUAAGCCAUUUGUGAGACUCCGGAGGGUUUUUAAUUAUGGUUCACAUCAACAGACCUUAGAGAGUGUUUCUUUGUAGGUGUAAAACUUGAAAAAUGAAGUAUUUUAUUUUAAUAUGUGUCCACCUGUGCAGCACAGCACAGUCAGCAGAUCAGACUACUGUACCUACGGCUCACAGCUAAAAAAGAGAAGACAGAUGAUUUAAAUUGGGCGAACAGCAAUAAAGUUUUACAACUCUCUUUGUGGGACUCAAAUCACAACAUUAUGUUUAUUUUGUACAAGAUUUGUAACAUAAAUGUUAUAGAUGAUUACUUCACACAUAUAUCUCAUGAAUAUGAGUCAUGAGUCACUAUAAUGCAAGUGGAUAAGAUGCUUCAAAAAUCAUGCAAAAAACUAAUAAAACGGUUAAUUCUCCGUUUUUUAAAACUUUUUCAAACUUCACUUCUGACCAACUGUCAGCAUGAAUAUUUAGCAUGUUGUGAAACUCACACAAAAGUGACAGUCUUCUGUGCUUCCACAUCACUUUUCGAGUGAGUUGCACAACGCUCUUACAUAAUGCUCGCACAAGGUGUGAACUCAUAUUUACCAGAAGUGAUAGUUUAACAUAUUUUUCUCAAACACCUAUUGUUUAUUUUCAUAAGACCAUUGAUUGAUCCACUGAUUAAAGCUGAAGGUCCUGUCCACUUGCAUUAUAUGGUCUCACAGAGAUGGUUUAUUUUGUUAAAAAUCUCUGUUGGGUUCAUCUGACAAAAGAAAGUCAUUCGUCUGGAAUGCUAUGAUGUAUUGUCUAUAGACUAAAUGAU